Molecule: messenger RNA, 732 nt
Organism: Alosa alosa (allis shad)
Lineage: Eukaryota; Metazoa; Chordata; Actinopteri; Clupeiformes; Clupeidae
Gene: ndufb5
Product: NADH:ubiquinone oxidoreductase subunit B5
Exons: 6
Coding region: 38-598 (186 amino acids)
Source: RefSeq, a predicted model, not a curated record
AUAAGAGCUCUGUGGCGGAAGUGUGCCCACAGUAGCGAUGGUGGGCUUGAGCGUCCUGCGGUCUGCUGCUGCUCUGGCAGCCAGACUGAAUCCUUUAAAACGUGGCGUUCCCGUUGGGACUUUGCUCUCUGGGUCUGCGCUACGGACAGAAAAAGCGGUGGUCCGUUAUGGGAGCCACGGGAAAAGUAUGUUUGUUAUCAAACCUACCGACUACUACGACAGAAGAUUCCUGCGUCUCAUGAAAUAUUACGUUCUUUUGACUGGUAUACCUGUUGCGGUUCUUCUGACCUCUGUGAACGUGUUUAUCGGAGAGGCAGAAUUGGCGGAGAUUCCAGAGGGCUAUGAGCCUGAAUACUGGGAGUACUACAAGCAUCCCAUCACUAGGUGGAUCUCGCGGAACCUUCUGGAUGACCCGGCAAAAGACUACGAGAAGAUGAUGGCGUUGGUCCAUAUAGAGCAGGAGAAGGGGCAGAUGAGGCUAACGCAUCUCGAGGUGAGGAAGCACAUGCGACAGAAGGGCGACGGGCCGUGGUAUCACUACGAGAUGCUGGACAAGGAGAUGAUCGACAACAGCCCCAAGUCCACUCCCGACAACUGAGCCCCCCCGCCCGCGGCCUUGCCGCCCGCAGCACCUGUACAAUGACAACAACUCUGUGUUGAUACUGCAAAUACUAUUUGUCUGAUUACUUUUCUCUGUCUCUGCAUCACUAAAGUGUGCAACAACUAUUUAAA